ACAAAAAACACUUUGAUCGUCAUUCCGAUUGGCAAUUCCGGUGCAGCUCUCUCACAUUCUAGUAAGUCUCCCCCUUAUCGCUUUCUCUUUGUAUAGAUAUACAUAUAUCUCUUCAAUUGGAGAUAGGAUUUCUGUAUAUAUACACAUACCUGACUAAGUUAUUAUACUUGUUAGGCGUAUGAGGUACAUGUAUGCAUACGAUUGAAUUGCUAUAAAACACAUUAAUGGUUCACAAGAAGCGAACCGUCGCUCCUCGUCCCAAAAACUCAACUGCGCUGGUUGAGUCGGACGAAAACCUAGUUUCAGUACGUCCAUCACUUCACAACAAACUAUCUAGCAAAAAGGAGGACGCUACUUUAACGGUUGUUGAAUUAGCUUCUUAUGCUUCAAUAAAGCUUGAAUGUGAGCGUGCCCUAACAUCCCUGCGUCGAGGGAACCAUAAUAAAGCCCUAAGAUUGAUUAAGGAACUGUCGAACAAGCAUGAAAACUCCCCUCGUUUAGCUUUAAUUUGUCGUGUCCAUGGCACUGUUUGUGUUAAAGUGGCGUCUAUGAUUGAUGAUCCUAGUGCUAAGAAUAGACAUUUGAAGAAUGCUAUUGAGAGUGCUAGGAAAGCGGUUUUACUGUCUCCCAAUUCGAUUGAGUUUGCACAUUUCUAUGCUAAUUUGCUGUGCGAGGCUGCGAACGAGGGGAAAGAAUAUGAGGAAGUUGUGCGGGAGUGUGAAAGGGCAUUGGCGAUUGAGAACCCUAUAGAUCCUGCUAAAGAGAGCUUACAGGAGGAAAGUCAACAGAAGGAUGAGACACCUCAUGCUCGGAUUGACCAUGUGCGGAAUGACCUUCGAAGUUUAAUUCAGAAAUCGAACAUUGCAUCUAUUUCUACUUGGGUGAAGCAUAUAGGCAACGGUGAGGAGAAAUUCAGGUUUAUCCCGCUAAGGAGGGUGCCGGAGGACCCAAUGGAGCUGAGGUUGGUUACAUCAAGAGGGGCAAAUGAGAUUAAAAAGGCGACUAAGACACCUGAAGAGAGGAGGAAGGAGAUUGAGGUUCGAGUGGCUGCUGCAAGGCUGUUGCAACAGAAGUCUGAAACUGUCCAGACGCGCAAUGAUGGAGAUAAACCUCUGGAUCCGACAGAAGGAUCAGGGCAGAAAACUGGUGAGAGAAGGAAGAGCGGAAAUGCAAAGAAAAAUGCGUCUUCGACAGAGAGAAGGGAUUGGGUGCAGUCAUAUUGGAACUCCUUGAAUUUGGAUAGGAAGAAAAAGUUUCUUAGAAUUACAGUUUCAGAUCUUAAGGCUCAUAUAAGUGCGUCAAAAGAUGGAGUGGCUAUUGAAGUGCUAUCUGAGGCUCUAUCAUUAGCUGAAACCAACAAAGAUUGGAAGUUCUGGACAUGCUGUCGCUGUGGUGAAAAAAUUACUGACUCUGUAUCACACAACCAGCAUGUUGUGCAUGAGCACAUUGGAACUUUGCCGCCUAAAUUGCAGUCUGUAUUGCCUCAGAAUGUGGAGAAUGAGUGGGCCGAGAUGCUUCUGAACUGUUCUUGGGAACCCUUAGAUGUUAAUGCGGCCAUGGAGAUGCUUGAUAAACAAUCAAGAUCUCAAGGACAUGGUUUUCUUGAUGAAACAUACCCAAUAGAUAACACAGAAGAGUUGAAGUAUGGUUUUUCUGAGGUUUUCGACAAUGAAGAUGAAUGGGAUUCGUCACCUAGAAAGAAGAAAUUUGGGGAUAUACCAAACAGGAAUAUGGUUGAGAGCAGAGUAUAUGAUAAGAUCUCAGAUAUUGAAUUGAUGGAUUGUGAUGUGAAUUAUGGUACUAAGAAUUGUUUCCUUCCUGACAAGUGGCCACUAUCUGAUGAUCCUGACAGAGCAAAGCUUCUUGAAAGAAUUUUUGCUGCAUUCCAGGCGCUUAUUGAAAAUAAAUAUCUUGCUUCAAGUCACCUCAGCAAGGUUAUUCGUUUUGCGGUGGAAGAGCUCCAGAGUCUUGGUUUUGGCUCUCAACUUCUUAACUACAAUGUUGAUCAAUCUCCCUUAUGCAUAUGCUUUCUAGGUGCCCAGGAGUUAAAAAAAGUGCUAAAGUAUCUGCAAGAGCUUUCUCAUUCUUCUGGCUUAGGUAGGUAUUCCGAGAAAAUUAGUGUUCGAGAUGGAGCAAGCAAUGCUAGUCAAGGAUUUGACGACCUGGAGAAAUUAGUUUUGAGUGAAGAUGGUUCAUGUUUAUUGUUUGAUGAGCGUUUCCUGCUGUGCAAAUUUACUCGUAGCUCAUGUCCAGAUAUAGUUUCUAUUGGCAGAACUGCAAAUGUUUUGUCUAGUAAUCAUUACCAUAAUGGAACUGAACUUGAUCCAGAGGCAUUAUUGUCCUGGAUAUUCGCCGGUCCAUCAAGUGUAGAACAAUUGGCAUCCUGGACACGUUCAAGAGAAGAGAAAGCACAACAAGGUAUGGAAAUUCUUCGUUUUCUUGAGAAGGAGUUUUAUGACCUGCAAGGUUUAUGUGAGAGAAAAUAUGAACAUUUAUGUUACGAGGAAGCACUGCAGGCAGUAGAAGAUAUUUGUGUAGAAGAGGGUAAGAGAAGAGAUCAUGCAACUGAAUUUGUUCGACGAAGUUAUGAUUCUGUCUUGCGGAAGCGGCGAAAUGAGCUCAUAGAAAGUGACAAUGAUGUUACAAUUGUCGGCUAUAGGUUUGAGUUGGAUGCUAUAUCAAAUGUUCUGAAGGAAGCAGAGUCUCUCAAUGUCAAUCGGUUUGGUUUUGAGGAAGCUUACAGUGGUGGAGCAUCUCAACUAUGUGGCAUCGAAUCUGGUGAAGAGGAUGACUGGAGACUGAAGGACUACCUUCAUCAAGUGGACUCUUGUGUAGAAGUUGCACUACAGAGACAGAAGGAACAUGUCUCCAUUGAGCUGAGUAAAAUAGAUGCUCGAAUCAUGCGAGUGGUUGCUGGGAUGCAGCAGCUGAAAGUAAAGCUUGAGCAUGCAUCUGCCCAGGAUUAUCGGAGGAUUUUAGUGACACUGUUGAAAUCAUAUUUGCGGGCAUAUUUGGAGGAUCUGGCUGAGAAGGAUGCUACUGAGAAAUCUGAUGCUGCAAGGGAAGCUUUACUGGCUGAACUUGCUCUUGGUUCCAAGAAUAGCUCUGGUGGAGGAAGUGGUUAUUCUAAGCAUACACAAGAAAAAAUUAAAGAUAAGAAAAAAAACAAAGAGUAUCGGAAAACCAAGGAUUCAAAGCCUACUAUUGGCAACGAAGUGCAAUUUCUUCGCCAUCAUUCAAUGGAAGAUGUCUCAUUUGCAGUCACUCGUAAUGGAGAGGAUCAAGGUGAUGAAGCUGUUGGAAAAGGUGUUUCCUUGAAUGAACAGGAGGAGGAGUAUAGACGUAAGAUUGAAUUCGAAGCUGAGGAAAGAAAGCUUGAAGAAACUUUGGAAUAUCAAAGACGAAUGGAGAAUGAGGCUAAAUUAAAGCAUCUGGCUGAGCAAACUAAGAGAACUGCAGAAACAUGUCAAGGGAGUAUAGAUGCAGUUAUGAAGUCUGUUACUUGCUUGAAGUACAGUGAUAAAGAUCAAGUAAUCAAUGAGCAAUUGAAGAGUAGUAAGAAGAAGAAUGAAUUUCCAGACAGUUUAGAAAGUCUUUCAAAAAUUAAUGCUGAAGGAAUGACACAAAUAACUGGACUGCCAAAUGAAGUAACCCCGGAGGAUAGUACUCUGGUAUCUGUUCGACGCUCUGGAAGGAGAGGCAGAGUCCAGAAAGAUUCUAAGCUUAUUGAUGGAAAGUUUCAGUCUGCUUCCAAAAAGGAAAAUACUGAAGUUGUUGAACUGAGAGCCCUGCAUUCUCCACAUGGAAGUAAUGGUCCAGCAGAUAGUGGAACAAAGACAUUGAGACAGCUACACGUGGAGGAGGAUGACGAAGAAAGGUUCCAAGCUGACCUUAAGAAGGCUGUUCUGCAAAGCCUUGACACUAUUCAUGCACGUGAGAAGUUACCCUUGCUGCCGAGUUCAAGGAACAGGAAAGAUGUGUUUCCCAAGGCUGGGACUUUGGGCAAUGCAAAGCGUAUUGGAGAUGUAAAUGUAAUGGAUGUAUAUGGCACUGGGCUAAAUAAUGAAGUAGGGGAAUAUAAUUGCUUUCUAAAUGUCAUCAUACAGUCGUUGUGGCAUCUAAGAAGUUUUCGAGCUGAAUUCCUGCGAAAAUCAUCCAAACACGUUCAUGUUGGUGAUCCAUGUGUGACAUGUGCUUUGUACGACAUAUUUACUGCAUUGAGCACUGCUUCAACUGAAACAUGCAGUAAGGCGGUUGCUCCUACUUCUUUGAGAAUUGCCCUCAGCAACCUGUAUCCUGAUAGUAAUUUUUUCCAGGAGGGUCAGAUGAAUGAUGCCUCUGAAGUGCUGGGUGUAAUAUUUGAUUGUCUUCAUCGAUCGUUCACAUCAGCUUCAGGUGUUUCUGAUACUGAAUCUGCAGAUAGUAGCUGCAUGGGCACGUGGGAUUGUUCAAAUAUUGCUUGUAUUGUACAUUCUCUUUUCGGGAUGGAUAUUUUUGAAAAAAUGAACUGCUACAAUUGUGGAUUGGAGUCCAGACAUCUGAAAUAUACAUCUUUCUUUCACAAUAUUAAUGCCAGUGCCCUCCGUACAAUGAAGGUUAUGUGUCCAGAAAGCUCCUUUGAUGAGCUUCUCAAUCUUGUUGAGAUGAACCAUCAGUUGGCUUGUGAUUCUGAGGUUGGUGGUUGUGGGAAGCUUAACUACAUCCAUCAUAUCCUCUCUACUGCACCGCAUGUGUUUACAACAGUUUUAGGUUGGCAAAAUACUUGUGAGAGUGUUGGUGACAUAAUAGCAACAUUAUCAGCUCUAUCUACUGAGGUGGACAUUGGUGUACUUUAUCGUGGUCUCGAUCCUAAAAACAAACAUUUCUUAAUUUCAGUGGUUUGCUAUUAUGGACAGCAUUAUCACUGUUUUGCCUACAGUCGGGAUCAUGGACGGUGGAUCAUGUAUGACGACAAAACUGUGAAGGUAAUUGGGAGCUGGGAUGAUGUUCUUGUUAUGUGUGAACGAGGGCAUUUGCAACCACAGGUCCUUUUCUUUGAAGCUGUAAAGUAGUCUGACUCAGAAAAGAUGGUAGCUCUUUUUUAUAUCUGAAGCUCGUAUGAAGUUCAGCUUAUAAAACAUGCCUGCCUUAUACUGCACCAAAGAUGUGAUCAGCAUGUUUUUCCAUUCAUGCGGCAAACACAUUGAUCUGACCUGCACGUUCUGUUGACUGAGCAAAAAGGUCAUAAAUUCAUACACUGGAAAAUAUAGAUGUGUACAAAUCCAAGCUGUAGUAUACAAACAAGUUUUGUUAUGUUGAAGAGAGAACAGGAGACACCGGCAUGUGCAGACGAUAGAUCUCUGUCUCAUAUGAUUGAUGCGCGUCAUAUCACAUAAAAGCAACUGUAGAUUCUAAUGCCCUUGUUACCUGGAUAUUGUGUUGGCAGAAACAAGUUUUUGCAUCUGCCAGUUCUCUAAAAUUUUUGGCUCCUUGCAAUAAGGUGGCAUGGUUGAGUAUAAUGAAAUAUUUGCUACCAGUUGGCUGACCAGGAUGAAUAUUUGGAUUUUGACUUCCCAAUGGCAGCAAAGUACCUUGUACAUGAUAUUGCUUCUGUACACUGGCAAUGCUAGGUAAUUUGCAUCUUUUUUCUAUUUUUAGUGUAAGGAAGUUGUGUAUAAUGAUCUUUAGUUUUUAGUGGUGCUGGUCCCCACCCUCACCCCGAAGCCUCCUUUUGGUGGAGUAAAUUUUGAGUGCUAUAGAACUGAUGGGAAAUUUUGUAUGAGAGAUGAUGACGACAAUGAAAUGAAAGAAAAAUUGCUUGGUUUGUCAA
This is a messenger RNA of Lycium ferocissimum, 5809 nucleotides long. RefSeq lists its product as uncharacterized. The transcript has 15 exons. Gene Ontology annotation, molecular function: protein binding; cysteine-type deubiquitinase activity. Gene Ontology annotation, biological process: protein deubiquitination. The record is from RefSeq and is a predicted model, not a curated record. Lineage: Eukaryota; Viridiplantae; Streptophyta; Magnoliopsida; Solanales; Solanaceae. Bases 225 to 5051 code for a protein of 1608 amino acids.